AUGUCAGAAGAUUAUAUUAUCAAACCAGAAAAUGUUACUCCAAGUAACGAUACUUCUGAAUGGCCAUUAUUAUUGAAGAACUAUGACAAAUUAUUAGUCAGAUCCGGUCAUUACACUCCAAUCCCAUCUGGUUGUUCUCCUUUGAAAAGAGACAUCAAAUCAUAUAUCUCAUCAGGGGUUAUUAACUUAGAUAAACCAUCUAACCCAUCAUCUCACGAAGUUGUUGCUUGGGUUAAAAGAAUUUUAAGAGCUGAAAAGACCGGUCACUCUGGUACUUUAGAUCCUAAAGUCACCGGUUGUUUAAUCGUUUGUGUUGACAGAGCCACUAGAUUAGUUAAAUCUCAACAAGGUGCCGGUAAAGAAUAUGUUUGUAUUGCCAGAUUACACGAAGAAUUAAAAGAUGAAAAGGACAUGGCUAGAUCAUUAGAAAACUUGACUGGUGCUUUGUUUCAAAGACCACCUUUGAUUUCAGCUGUUAAAAGACAAUUGAGAGUCAGAACUAUCUAUGAUUCCAAAUUAAUUGAAUUCGACAACAAAAGAGGAUUAUCUGUUUUCUGGGCUUCCUGUGAAGCUGGUACCUAUAUGAGAACUUUGUGUGUUCAUUUAGGUAUGUUAUUAGGAGUCGGUGGUCACAUGCAAGAAUUAAGAAGAGUCAGAUCAGGAGCUAUGAGUGAAAAUGACAACUUGGUCACUUUACACGAUGUCUUAGAUGCCCAAUACGUUUACGAUAAUACCAGAGAUGAAACCUACUUGAGAAAAGUCAUUCAACCUUUAGAAACUUUAUUAGUUGGUUACAAAAGAGUUGUUGUCAAAGACUCAGCCGUCAACGCUGUUUGUUACGGUGCCAAAUUAAUGAUUCCAGGUUUAUUGAGAUACGAAGAAGGUAUUGAAUUAUACGAUGAAGUCGUUUUAAUGACCACUAAAGGUGAAGCCAUUGCAAUUGGUAUUGCUCAAAUGACCUCUGUUGAUUUACAAUCUUGUGAUCAUGGUGUUGUUGCCAAAGUCAAGAGAUGUAUCAUGGAAAGAGAUACUUAUCCAAGAAGAUGGGGUUUAGGUCCAAUUGCUCAAAAGAAAAAACAAUUGAAAGCUGAUGGAAAAUUAGACAAAUAUGGUAGAGUCAACGAACAAACACCUGAUAGCUGGAAGAGUGAUUACAAAGAUCAUGAUGAAGAACCAGCUCCUCCAGUACCAGCCUCAAAAUUAGAAGCUCCAGAAAUUCAAUACCCAAAGAAAUCCGUUGAAGAAUCUUCUGAAGAAAAAUCCGAAAAGUCUGAAAAAUCCGAAAAGAAAGAAAAGAAAGAAAAGAAAGAGAAGAAGGAAAAGAAAGAAAAGAAAGACAAAAAGGAAAAGAAAGAUAAGAAGAGAAAAGCUGAGGAUGAAGAAUCCCCAAAGAAGAAAAAAUCUAAAAAGGAUUAG
Messenger RNA from Yamadazyma jaroonii, 1416 nucleotides. Lineage: Eukaryota; Fungi; Ascomycota; Pichiomycetes; Serinales; Debaryomycetaceae. The record is from the annotation of a GenBank genome assembly.